GAAGAAGAAGAAGCAGCAGCAGAGGAAGAAGAGGCAGCUAACUUCAAAACAAUACGUUGUGGAGCGCAGUCAAAAUGGUUCCAUCAAAUCUUGGGGAAGAAAUGUCUACUGAAGUAGCGUUACCACCUGAGUGGGAGGACGAUGAACGGAUGAAUUUCCUGUUCUCUGAUUUUAAAGAAAACCGAGAUGUCAGCACAACAGAUUGGGACAGUAAAAUGGAUUUCUGGACAUCACUCAUUCUUAAAAUCUGCAGGAGUCGCGGAACCGUCUGUGUUAAUUUGCAGGAGCUGAACAAGAUUUUUCAGAGAAAAGGAAUUAUGCCUUUGGGUUUGGCUACUGUCAUUCAGUGCAUGGCCAGGUGUGGCAAGAUACAAAGGGAGUCAGAGUUUGCCGCAAAUGUAGACUGUGGGUGGGUGUCUUGGGGUGUUGGCCUGUUGUUGGUGAAGCCUUUAAAAUGGACCUUUUCAACUCUUCUUGGUAGCAGUGGGGUUACUUUGAAGGAGUUGUUUGUUGUCAUCGAACUGGUAAAGGAGAAGGCAGCAGAAUUGCUUGGUGUCUACCGGAGCUCCCCAGUGGCCAACCACUCUCUCCUGUCCUUCCAGGAGCUCCGUACACUGUCGUCCCAUGUCUGUGUUGACGAGAGUACCUUGUGUAUGGCUCUGCUACAGCUGCAGAGGGAGAAGCAGGUGACCGUAUCACUGCAUGGAGGUGAGAAGAUUGUGAAGUUUUCUCUGUCAGGACAGAAUCAUGUGUCUCCUGUCAGUGAUGUAGACCUAGGCAUCUACCAGCUCCAGCGCAGUGAGAGACUGCUUGAAGAGAGGGUGGAGGCAUUGGGACUAGAGGCAGAGAAGUACAAAGAAGAAGCUAGGGUGUUGCUGCGGGAAGGGAAGAAAUCUCAGGCUCUAAGGUGUUUGAGAAGCCGAAAGAGAGUCGAGAAGAAAGCAGACCACUUAUAUGCCCAGCUGGAAAAUGUGAAGGGAAUCCUAGACAAGAUAGCAAACUCACAGACCGACAAACUAGUGAUACAGGCGUAUCAGGCUGGUGUGUCAGCCCUGCGACUCUCUUUGAAGGAUGUGACAGUAGAAGGAGCUGAGAGCCUUGUGGAUCAAAUCCAAGAGUUGUGUGACACUCAGGAUGAAGUGAACCAAAUUCUGGCUGGUGGAGCACUCAACUCAACGGAUGCAGACACAGAUGGGCUGGAGGAUGAGCUAAGAUUUUUAUUGGAGAACUCUAAUCUGGAUGAGCCUUCUACGCUACCUGAAGUACCAUCACACCCUUUUUCACCUGUCAGGGAAUCUGGUUCCUUUUGUGAUGAUCUGCUGAGUGCUUUGCCCUCAGUCCCUCAAAACCACUUCAAUAUAACAGGAGAUGAACUGGACAAAGCGCGUAGUUGCAUAACGCUUGCAGAUACAGGUCUUCAACAAAAAAAUCAUACCUCUCCAGUGAAGAGGGCUGAGCCUGCACAGUGACAACAGUAAUGAAAUAAGUCAACUGCACUAAUGAUCCCUGACCCUCAAAAUGUGUCUGGGCAUGGUGAUCAAAAAUAAUUGCAUGAUGUCUUUUGUAACAGGUCUGUGAUCACUUUUUUUUAAAGGGAGUAGAUCAGCUUUAAUAUUGCAGAUUGUAGCUUCCAUCGACGUAAUUGUCAGCAUCCCUUCCAAUCCGCCAUAUAUUUUGUUUUUGAAAGCAAAAAAUAAAUAAUUGUCCCUUUAAAAUAACAAAUUGAUCAGAAAUAUAGUGUAGACAUUGUUAAUGGUCUAAAUGACUAUUGAAGCUGGAAACGGCAGAUUUCUUAUUUUUUUAAAUGGAAUAUCCAGAGACCAUUAUCAGCAACCAUCACUCCUGUGUUCCAAUGGCAUGUUGCGUUAGCUAAUCCAAGUUUAUCAUUUUAAAAGGAUAAUUGAUCUUUAGAAAACCCUUUUGCAAUUGUUAGCACAGCUGAAAAAUCUGUUUCCAGCUACAAUAGUCAUUUACAACAUUAACAAUGUCUACACUGUAUUUCUGAUCAAUUUAGUUAAGGACAUAAGUGCCCCCAAACUGUGUGUGUAUAUGUAGAUAAAGAUAUCUUCUAAAAAAACAUUUUCCUUUAUUGCUUUCUAACCCUAUCACCCCUCCCCUAAUUGGAAUAAACUAGGGAACAACAACGCUUAGGCUUCUACUUCCAGCUUAUACAUGCUAUAUACAUUUUAUGGACACAGUCUAUUUUACAAUAGUUAUACAGUGGGGCAAAAAAGUAUUUAGUCAGCCACCAAUUGUGCAAGUUCUCUCACUUAAAGUUGAGAGGCUUGUAAUUUACAUCAUAGGUACACUUCAACUAUGAAAGACAAAAUUAGAAAAAAAAAUCCAGAAAAUGAUAUUGUAGGAUUUUUAAUGAAUUUAUUUGCAAAUUAUGGUGGAAAAUAAGUAUUUGGUCAACAAAAGUAUAUCUUUGGGAUGUUUGGGAUCAUUGUCAUGCUGAAAGACCCAGCCACGUUUCAUCUCCAAUGCCAUUGCUGAUGAAAGGAGGUUUCCACUCAAAAUCUCACGAUACAUGGCCCCAUUAAUUCUUUCCUUUACACGGAUCAGUCAUCCUGGUCCCUUUGCAGAAAAACAGCCCCAAAGCAUGAUGUUUCCACCCCCAUGCUUCACAGUAGGUAUGGUGUUCUUUGGAUGCAACUCAGCAUUCUUUGUCCUCCAAACACAACGAGUUGAGUUUUUACCAAAAAGUUAUAUUUUGGUUUCAUCUGACCAUAUGACAUUCUCCCAAUCUUCUUCUGGAUCAUCCAAAUGCUCUCUAGCAAACUUCAGAUGGGCUUGGACAUGUACUUUCUUAAGCAGGGGGGACAUGUCUGGCACUGCAGGAUUUGAGUCCCUGGCGGCGUAGUGUGUUACUGAUGGUAGGCUUUGUUACUUUGGUCCCAGCUCUCUGCAGGUCAUUCACUAGGUCCCCCCGUGUGGUUCUGGGAUUUUUGCUCACCGUUCUUGUGAUCAUUUUGACCCCACGGGGUGAGAUCUUGUGUGGAGUCCCAGAUCGAGGGAGAUUAUCAGUGGUCUUGUAUGUCUUCCAUUUCCUAAUAAUUGCUCCCACAGUUGAUUUCUUCAAACCAAGCUGCUUACCUAUUGCAGAUUCAGUCUUCCCAGCCUGGUGCAGGUCUACAAUUUUGUUUCUGGUGUCCUUUGACAGCUCUUUGGUCUUGGCCAUAGUGGAGUUUGGAGAGUGACUGUUUGAGGUUGUGGGCAGGUGUCUUUUAUACUGAUAACAAGUUCAAACAGGUGCCAUUAAUACAGGUAACAAGUGAGGAGGAGCCUCUGAAAGAAGAAGUUACAGGUAUGUGAGAGCCAGAAAUCUUGCUUGUUUGUAGGUGACCAAAUACUUAUUUUCCACCAUAAUUUGCAAAUAAAUUCAUUAAAAUUCCUACAAUGUGAUUUUCUGGAUUUUUUUUCUUAUUUUGUUUGUCAUAGUUGAAGUGUACCUAUGAUGAAAAUUACAGGUCUCUUUCAUCUUUUUAAGUGGGAGAACUUGCACAAUUGGUGGCUGACGAAAUACUUUUUUGCCCCACUGUGUGUG
Oncorhynchus masou masou (cherry salmon) is the source of this 3547-nucleotide messenger RNA. RefSeq names its product charged multivesicular body protein 7 (gene chmp7). Gene Ontology annotation, biological process: late endosome to vacuole transport via multivesicular body sorting pathway; vesicle budding from membrane. Bases 75 to 1469 code for a protein of 464 amino acids. The transcript has 11 exons. NCBI's taxonomy places the organism in Eukaryota, Metazoa, Chordata, Actinopteri, Salmoniformes, Salmonidae. Gene Ontology annotation, cellular component: ESCRT III complex; multivesicular body. The record is from RefSeq and is a predicted model, not a curated record.